This is a messenger RNA of Eimeria necatrix, 159 nucleotides long. RefSeq lists its product as hypothetical. The record is from RefSeq and is a predicted model, not a curated record. Gene Ontology annotation, biological process: ubiquitin-dependent protein catabolic process. The coding region runs from base 1 to 159 and encodes 52 amino acids. NCBI's taxonomy places the organism in Eukaryota, Apicomplexa, Conoidasida, Eucoccidiorida, Eimeriidae. Gene Ontology annotation, molecular function: ubiquitin protein ligase binding. Gene Ontology annotation, cellular component: cullin-RING ubiquitin ligase complex. The transcript is spliced from 2 exons.
AUGCUGCAUGCAGAUUUGGUGACUGAGGUGUCUGUACACCUCGCGCCCCGCUUCGCGCCCUCCGCCGCUCUCAUAAAAAACAGAAUUGAAGCUUUAAUAGAAAGAGAAUACAUUCAGAGAGGGCCCAAAGACAUGCGGAUGUACACCUACGUGGCCUAG